Molecule: messenger RNA, 1482 nt
Organism: Theobroma umbraticum
Lineage: Eukaryota; Viridiplantae; Streptophyta; Magnoliopsida; Malvales; Malvaceae
Product: SH3 domain-containing protein
Molecular function (GO): protein binding
Source: RefSeq, a predicted model, not a curated record
AAGAACUAAAAUUACGACAUUGAAGUGGAGUUCAGAGGAAAAACAAGACAGGGGCUUGUAAAGCAGUUAACGUAGACGCAGCUGUCAGAUCUGAUAAGUCUAUUAUCAAUCAAUAAAAUAAAAUUCAGAUUUAAAGAAAUCCCAUUUUGGCAAUCCGUUUUGCUGUGAAGUUGAAAGGAUCUGAAGGGAUUAGCAGAAGCAGCAAUGGAUGCUUUGAGGAAGCAAGCCAGCAAGCUCAGAGACCAAGUCGCCAAGCAACAGCAGGCUGUAAUAAAGCAAUUUAGUGGAACUGGUUAUGACAGCUCAGAUGUAAUAGUUAUUGAUGAGAUUGAGAUGCAAAGACAUCAACAACUGGACAAACUGUACAGGUCCACUCGUUCAGGAAGGGAUUUCCAGAAAGAUGUUAUUAAAGCUGCAGAAGUAUUUACAGCUAUCGGGUAUAAGCAUAUUGAAACAGGAACCAAGUUCUCUGAGGAAUGCUGCCGAUAUGGAACUGAAAAUAGUGAAAACAUCAAUGAAAACAUUCUUGCCAAAGCUGCAGCUAUUUAUGGUGAUGGUCGUAAACAUGUAGAGAAGGAGCAAGAAGAUUUAAUUAAGCUGUUAUCCCAGCAGGUUUUGGAUCCCUUGAGAGCAAUGAUCACUGGUGCUCCUUUGGAAGAUGCUCGUCAUCUUGCUCAACGCUAUAGUCGAAUGAGACAGGAGGCAGAGGCGCAGGCAGCAGAGGUUUCCAGAAGACAAGCACGAAUAAGAGAAGUUCCUCUUCCUGAAAAUGUUGCAAAGUUGCAUGCAGCUGAAGCAAGGAUGCAGGAACUUAAAGCAAAUAUGGCAGUUCUGGGUAAAGAAGCUGCUGCUGCAUUGGCUGCUGUUGCAGCACAGCAGCAAAGACUGACUUUACAGAGGCUUGUAGCUAUGGUUGGAGGGGAAAAGACUUAUCAUUUGAGAGUAGCUGCUAUUCUUAACGAGAUUGAAGCUGAGAUGGUCUCUGAGAAACAGCGUAAAGAAUCUGCUCCUCCUGUGGUUGCACCAGAGAAUGGCACAGAGAAAACCAUGUAUUACUUGGCUGAAGUAAUGCAUCCUUUUUUUGCUGCAUCCGAGAAGGAGCUGAGCUUGGCAGUAGGUGACUUCGUUGUUGUGCGAAAGGUAAGCCCAUCUGGAUGGUCAGAAGGAGAAUGCAAGGGUAAGGCAGGCUGGUUUCCAUCAGCAUAUGUUGAGAAGCGCCAGAGACUUCCCUCCAAUAAUCAGGCUGGUGAAGUCUAUUAACGUAUAAGCAUUUAUCACUCUAGCAAAAAAAGGGCAUGACUUUUCUCUUUAGUCUGUGUGAUGUUUAUUCAUUACAGGAAAAAGGCAUAUUAUGCUCUAGUAAUCAGAUGGGUUCUUUUAAAAUGUUCAUUCUUUUACCUUAUAUGUAUUGUAAGAUAAAAAGAAGAAGUUACCAUGCAUUGUUGCAUUGUUGUUUGUAUUCUUUUAUCACUUUCUGGAUAG